Parnassius mnemosyne (clouded apollo) is the source of this 471-nucleotide messenger RNA. The record is from the annotation of a GenBank genome assembly. Lineage: Eukaryota; Metazoa; Arthropoda; Insecta; Lepidoptera; Papilionidae.
AUGUCCUCUGAAAUCGAUAGUAAAGUAAUUUCUAUAAUAAAUAAUAUUAAGGAAAAUAAAGGAAACAUACAAAAUGAAAUGCCUGAAGCAAUAGAACAACCUAAAACUACUCAAAACCUUAUAAGAGGCAAGCCUAAAUCUGGUAGAUUUUGGAAAUCGAAAAAAGAAAGGUUUUCAUCAAUAAAUAAAACCAAGGGACUCAAAUUGGAUUUCCAGAAAAAAACGGCAUUACGUAUAGAGCUGAAGCGUACAAAAGAGUUAUCCAAAAACAUUGUUGAGCAAUUAAAAGAAAAAGAACUUCAGCGUAAAGAGAGAAGGCGCGAAAAUAUAAAGCGGGCUGCUGAAAAUAAGCAAAAGGCAGAGAUUGUACAAGUUAUUACUAACACAGCAAAACUAAAAAGAAUGAAGAAAAAGCAGUUAAGAUUUAUCCAAAAGAGGGACACAAAUAAGGCUGUAGAAGAAAGUAAAUAA